Messenger RNA from Cyclopterus lumpus (lumpfish), 5878 nucleotides. RefSeq names its product DNA topoisomerase II beta (gene top2b). Gene Ontology annotation, cellular component: nucleus. Gene Ontology annotation, molecular function: DNA topoisomerase type II (double strand cut, ATP-hydrolyzing) activity; ATP binding; DNA binding. Gene Ontology annotation, biological process: sister chromatid segregation; resolution of meiotic recombination intermediates; DNA topological change. The transcript is spliced from 37 exons. Lineage: Eukaryota; Metazoa; Chordata; Actinopteri; Perciformes; Cyclopteridae. The coding region runs from base 485 to 5581 and encodes 1698 amino acids. The record is from RefSeq and is a predicted model, not a curated record.
GCGAGACGAUUCGUCAUCUAUUAUGCAGAUGGCGGAGCCGGACAGCUAAGCCGCUGCUAGCUAGCCUUCGUUUUUAUAUUUCUAAAUUAAAUCUAUUUAAGUGUAUCGUUUUUUUUCUUCGCUUUUUAAAGCUCGUGUUUGAAUUUUGUCGCGUUUUCUCACGUAAUCGGAGGGACAGUUUAACGCGUGCGUUUUGUACCGUAUUUAUUUUAAAGCAAAGGAAACCGUUAGCAUCUUUGUUGGACGUUUAGGCCCGCGGUGCCUCCGCCUGUCGAUUUUAACAAUAGCCGCGAUACCAUCUCUCGCUUGUUUUGUUUACAUUCAAAGGAGUUUUCUUCACCGCCGAGGAAGAACAUGGAAGACAAACAAGUUCGGGUACCUUUCAGCAACUGAGACGUUUUGUUAUGCUGACAGACAUUUAAUUUAACUGGAAUUGAAGACGCUUCACGAGGGGGAUCAUUAAACGUCAGGAUCACAAAGGAAGAUGUCCAACGGCGCAGCAGGAAGCGGGGGUGUGCCGUGGAUGGAGGCUGCGAAUGGCCGAGAUGAUGCUGGCAAGAUGGAAGGUGCCAAGAAAGACAAGGCGGCCUCCAAGUUGUCUGUGGAGCGAGUGUACCAGAAGAAGACCCAACUGGAGCACAUUCUUCUCCGUCCGGACACGUACAUCGGCUCCGUGGAGCCGAUCACUCAGCAAAUGUGGGUUUUUGAUGAAGAAAUAGGAAUGAACCAGAGGGAAAUCACCUACGUUCCUGGACUGUACAAAAUCUUUGAUGAAAUUCUUGUCAACGCAGCAGACAACAAACAAAGGGACAAGAACAUGACCGGAAUAAAGAUCACCGUUGAUCCUGAGUCCAACACCAUUUCUAUCUGGAACAACGGUAAAGGAAUACCUGUGGUGGAGCACAAGGACGAGAAGAUGUACGUGCCGGCUCUCAUUUUCGGCCACCUGCUCACCUCCAGCAACUACGACGACGAUGAGAAAAAGGUCACGGGUGGAAGGAACGGGUACGGUGCUAAACUCUGCAACAUCUUCAGUACCAAGUUCACGGUAGAAACCGCCUGCAAGGAAUACAGACACAGUUUCAAGCAGACGUGGCAGAACAACAUGAGCAAAGCUUCUGAGCCCAAGAUCAAGUUCUUCGACGGGGACGACUUCACCUGCGUGACCUUCCAGCCGGACCUGUCCAAGUUCCAGAUGGAGAAGCUGGACAAGGAUCUUGUAGCGCUCAUCACCCGCAGAGCAUACGAUGUAGCCGGUUCCUGCAAGGGAGUUAAAGUCACGCUGAACGGGAAGAAAUUACCUGUGACCGGCUUCCGCAGCUAUGUGGAUCUGUACGUGAAGGACAAAGUGGACGAGACGGGCGUCGCUCUGAAGGUGGUGAACGAGACUGUGAAUGACCGCUGGGAGGUUUGCCUCACCCUGAGCGAGAAGGGCUUCCAACAGAUCGGCUUCGUCAACAGCAUCGCCACCACCAAGGGUGGCAGACACGUAGACUAUGUGGUGGACCAGAUCGUGUCCAAACUCAUUGAAGUAGUGAAGAAGAAGAACAAGGCUGGAGUGACAGUCAAACCCUUCCAGGUGAAGAACCACAUCUGGGUGUUUGUGAACGCACUGAUCGAGAACCCCACCUUCGACUCCCAGACCAAGGAGAACAUGACACUCCAGACCAAGAGCUUCGGGUCCAAGUGCGUUCUGUCGGACAAGUUCGUCAGAGCUGCAACCAACUGCGGGAUCGUUGAGAGUAUACUCAACUGGGUGAAGUUCAAAGCUCAGACACAGCUCAAUAAGAAGUGCUCAUCUGUGAAGUACAGCAAGAUCAAAGGCAUCCCCAAGCUGGACGACGCCAAUGAUGCCGGUGGAAAACACUCCGGCGAAUGCACACUCAUCCUCACCGAGGGAGACUCGGCCAAGUCUCUGGCCGUCUCCGGACUCGGGGUCAUCGGGCGUGAUCGCUACGGAGUUUUCCCCCUGAGAGGAAAGAUCCUUAAUGUGCGAGAGGCGACGCACAAGCAGAUCAUGGAAAAUGCUGAAAUUAACAAUAUCAUCAAGAUCGUUGGCCUCCAGUACAAGAAGAGCUACGAAGACCCCGAGUCCCUGAAGAGCUUGCGCUACGGCAGGAUCAUGAUCAUGACCGAUCAGGAUCAAGAUGGCUCCCAUAUCAAAGGUCUGCUUAUCAACUUCUUCCACCACAACUGGCCGUCUCUACUGAAACACACAUUCCUGGAGGAGUUUAUCACGCCCAUUGUCAAAGUCACCAAGAGCAAGCAGGAGUUUUCCUUCUACAGCAUUCCAGAGUUUGACGAGUGGAAGAAAAACACAGAGAACUUUAAAACCUGGCAUAUAAAGUACUACAAAGGUUUGGGUACAAGUACAAGCAAAGAGGCAAAGGAGUACUUUGCUGACAUGGAGAAGCAUCGCAUUACGUUCAGAUACAGCGGCGCCGAGGACGACGCUGCCAUCACGCUGGCCUUCAGUAAGAAGAAGACGGACGACAGGAAGGAGUGGCUGACUAACUUCAUGGAAGACAGACGCCAGAGGAGGAUGCACGGCCUGCCGGAGCAAUACCUGUAUGGCAAUCAGGAGAGGCACCUUUCCUACAACGACUUCAUCAACAAAGAGCUGAUUCUGUUCUCCAACUCCGACAAUGAGAGAUCCAUCCCAUCCUUGGUUGACGGUUUAAAGCCAGGCCAGAGGAAGGUGCUUUUCACCUGCUUGAAGAGGAACGACAAGAGGGAAGUGAAGGUAGCACAGCUGGCCGGUUCAGUUGCAGAGAUGUCUGCCUACCAUCAUGGAGAGCAAGCUCUCAUGAUGACCAUCGUGAACUUGGCCCAGAACUUCGUGGGCAGUAACAACGUGAACAUCCUGCAGCCGCUGGGUCAGUUCGGUACUCGCAUCAAUGGAGGAAAAGACGCUGCCAGCCCCCGUUACAUCUUUACCAUGCUUAGUCCACUUGCCAAACUGCUGUUCCCGUCUGGGGAUUCCAACCUGCUCAAGUUCCUGUACGACGACAACCAGAAGGUGGAGCCCGAGUGGUACAUUCCCAUCAUCCCAAUGGUGCUCGUCAACGGCGCCGAGGGCAUCGGGACCGGCUGGGCGUGCAAGAUCCCCAACUACGACACGCGGGAGAUCGUCAACAACAUCAACCGCAUGCUCAACCAACAGGACCCCUUGCCGAUGCUUCCCAAGUACAAAAACUUCAAAGGGACGAUCCAUGAGCUGGGUCAGAACCAGUACCUGGUCAGUGGAGAGGUGAUGGUCAUUGACAGAAACACCAUCGAGAUCACAGAGCUUCCCGUUCGAACGUGGACACAGGCGUAUAAGGAGUCUGUGCUGGAGCCCAUGCUGCAGGGCACUGACAAAACGCCAGCUCUCAUCCUUGAUUAUAAGGAGUACCACACAGAUGCCACAGUCAAGUUUGUGGUUCGCAUGUCCGAGGAGAAACUGGCCCAGGCCGAGUUAAUCGGGCUUCACAAGGUCUUCAAGCUGCAGUCCAGCCUUACCUGCAACUCGAUGGUGCUGUUUGACAACAUGGGCUGUCUCAAGAGGUAUGAUUCGGUCCAAGACAUGCUCAGGGAGUUCUUUGAGCUCCGCCUGCACUACUACAAACUGAGGAAGGACUGGUUACAGGGCAGCCUGGGAGCCGAGGCCGCCAAGCUGAGCAACCAGGCUCGCUUCGUACUGGAGAAGAUCGAAGGAAAAGUUUCAAUCGAGAACAAAACCAAACGUGAACUGAUCCGCAUGCUCGUGCAGAAAGGCUAUGAGUCCGAUCCGGUGGUUGCCUGGUCCAAGUCUCAGGAAAAGGCGCAGGAAGAAGAGGACCGUGACGGAAACGAGAGCGACGGCUCGGUGGACUCGGGCUCCUCGGCAGGCCCAAACUUCAACUACAUCCUCAACAUGCCUCUGUGGUGCCUGUCUAAAGAGAAGGUGGACGACCUGCUCAAACAGAGGGACCACAAGAGAGCAGAGCUGAGUGAUCUCCAGAAGAAGCUUCCAGAUGAUCUGUGGAAGGAGGACCUGGCUUUGUUCGUUGAGGAACUGGACAAAGUGGAGCGCCAGGAGCGAGAGGACCAGAGUAUAGGAAAGGCCGUCAAACUGGUGAAGGGGAAGGUGGGCAAACCUAAAGCCAAGAAGUUGAACCUGGAGGAGACCUUGCCCUCGCCGUUUGGUCGCAGGGUGGAGCCUCCGACUCAGGCCAUCAGAGCCGACGCAGCCAAGAAACUGUCCAGAAAGAAGAAGAGUGACAUAGAUCCUGCGCUGAAGUUGGAGCUUGAUGAGGAGGGUUUGCCCAUUGAGGGAGCAGCAAGAGAUACCUCUGUAGUGAAACCAAAACCUCCACGAGUCAAGAGAGAGAAGAAAGAGCCCGGAGCACCAAGAGUGAGAAAACCUCCAGCACCCAAAGGUACCCCCGUUAAGAAGGCGAAGAAGAGGAACCCCUGGUCCUCGGACGAGUCCAAGUCAGACAGCGACGCGGAGGACAGUCAGCCCAUCGUCCCCCGAGAGACCAAGUCCCAGAGGGCAUCAGCUUCCAAGCCGAAAUACACGUUUGACUUCUCGGAGGAGGAGGAAGAGGCGGACGAGGAGGAGAACGGCGCCGACGACGUGGCUUCUUCUCCGAUGGCGUCCUUUAAAGAUGAGUUCCCUUCCUCUGAGACCAAGGUGCGCUUCGACGACCAUAACGAGGAUGAAGAGGAGGACGACAACGAAGACCCCUACUCGCCUCCCAAAAUAAAGACCACGGCUGCUGCACCUGCAGCUAAAAAUAAAGAGACAGCCAGCAUCUUCUCGUCCAAGUCAGCCUUCUCUGAAAAAAGCAAUGACAGUGCAGCACCAAGAGUGAGAAAACCUCCAGCACCCAAAGGUACCCCCGUUAAGAAGGCGAAGAAGAGGAACUCCUGGUCCUCGGACGAGUCCAAGUCAGACAGCGACGCGGAGGACAGUCAGCCCAUCGUCCCCCGAGAGACCAAGUCCCAGAGGGCAUCAGAUGGGUCCAAGUCCGACAGCGACGCCGACGACGCCCCCGUGUUCGCCACUCACUCUGCAUUCGACCAACUACUGCCAGCAAAGAAAGGCCCUGUAGCAGCUAAGAAGCCCUCGGAUGCAGCUCCCAAACCAAAAAAGCCACCAGCACCAAAAGCGAAGAAACCAGAUAAAUCCAUCUGGGACUCUGACUCCGACACCGGCUCCAAGAAGCCUGCACCAGCUCUUAAAGGUAAAGGCCGAGGGAGGAAGAGGAAGGGCUCCGGCUCUGAAGACGAGUACAAUCCAGUGAAAAAAGCAGCAAAACUUGUCGGCAGAAAACCUCAGAAACCGGCAUCAGACGACGAGGACGACAGCAACAGCCUUAGUGCGAUGGACGCCAGAGCAUACGGUGGUCCAAUGGCCGGCGCUGCGUUCGGGGGUGCGAUGGCCGGCGGCGCGACGGCCGGUGGCGGCGCAACGGGCCGCGGUGCGACGGCCGGUGGCGGCGCAACAGGCGGCGCCGCAUCCCGCGACCGGCCGGGCCGGGCCAAGAAGGAGGUGAAGUACUUUGCCGAGUCAGACAUCGGGGAAAUAGACGAAGACGACGACUUGUUCUAUUAAAGCGACACACUUAAAAUACACUGUCCUCCUAUUUCUGUGUUCCCAGAGACUUUUGUACAUUUCCUCGUUCAUUUUCUUUUCAUUAAUGGUGAUGUUCAAUGAUUUUUUUUUUAAUGUGUAGGUGUUUUACACUUUUUAUUAUACAUAUACAGGUUUCUUUUUUAUUGCCCAUCGACAUCUUCUGUAUUUGUCCGAAGUGGCUUUUAGAAGUUUAGAACGCUGUUUUAGCACACUUGUAUUGGUCAAAAUACUAUGUAACUUUUUGAACAUGAAUUGAAAGUAAACAAAGAAAUAUCC